CAGUCAGUCAUCUGCUUGAAGUAAAACCAUUCGGCAUUAAUUUGGUGUUACUAACUAAAAUUCCACUUUUAUUCUAUAGAAUAUACUUAAUCGGUCUUCAAUAUAAUAAAGAAAGAAAAAAAAAAAAGAAAACAAAAAUGUCCAAACCUUCAUAUAAAGUUGCUGAUAUCGAAUUGGCUGGCUGGGGACGGAAGGCUAUUGUUAUUGCGGAAAAUGAGAUGCCUGGCUUAAUGGCUUGCCGUCAGAAAUAUGGUCCUUUAAAGAUUUUGAAAGGAGCCAGGAUCGCUGGUUGCUUGCAUAUGACUGUACAGACUGCUGUGCUUAUCGAGACACUGGUGGAGUUAGGCGCUCAAGUUCAGUGGUCCAGUUGUAAUAUAUUUAGCACUCAAGAUCAUGCCGCAGCUGCAAUUGCUGUUGCCGGAAUUCCUGUCUACGCGUGGAAAGGUGAAACGGACGAAGAAUAUGACUGGUGCAUUGAACAGACCCUAGUUUUUCGAGAUGGUAAACCAUUAAAUAUGAUAUUGGAUGACGGCGGCGAUUUGACCAAUUUGGUUCAUGGAAAGUUUCCGCAAUACCUGUCUGGAAUCAAGGGCAUAUCCGAAGAGACGACAACAGGGGUUCACAAUCUGUAUAGAAUGUUCAAAGAAGGCAAGUUAGCUGUACCAGCUAUUAAUGUCAAUGAUUCCGUAACUAAGAGCAAAUUCGAUAAUUUAUAUGGUUGCCGGGAGUCAUUAAUCGAUGGCAUUAAGCGCGCUACAGAUGUUAUGAUUGCCGGCAAGGUAUGUGUCGUAGCCGGCUAUGGUGACGUCGGCAAAGGUUGCGCUCAAGCCCUGAAAAGUUUUGGCGGACAUGUCGUUGUAACAGAAAUUGAUCCAAUCAAUGCUUUACAGGCGGCCAUGGAAGGCUAUGAAGUGAUCACUAUGGAAGAAGCCAGUAAACAAGGCACUAUUUUCGUUACCACCACUGGCUGUAUCGAUAUUAUUACCGGCGACCAUUUCAAAAACAUGAAAAAUGAUGCCAUUGUCUGCAAUAUCGGCCAUUUCGACUGCGAAGUCGACGUAAAUUGGUUAAACGUUAACGCCAUCGAAAAGGUGAAUAUUAAGCCGCAAGUUGAUCGUUACACCCUAGCCAAUGCACGUCACAUAAUUGUAUUGGCUGAAGGUCGCCUAGUCAAUUUAGGUUGCGCUCAUGGUCAUCCCAGCUUUGUUAUGUCGAAUUCGUUCACCAAUCAAGUGAUGGCGCAAAUCGAACUUUUCACCAAAUCGAGUCAAUACGCAAUCGGUGUUCAUAUGUUACCGAAGAUAUUGGAUGAAGAAGUUGCUCACUUGCAUUUGGAGAAAUUAAAUGUAAAGCUUACCAAGUUGACUGAAAAACAAUCAAAAUAUUUGGGUAUACCACGAAAUGGACCCUUUAAACCAGACCACUACAGAUACUAAAUGCAUUAAUGAGUUUUUCUCUUCCUUGAACAUUUUGCCUAAUUACUCUUUCUAAUAAAGGAUCGGGGACAUCUACCGAAUUUAAACUAAUAUUUGUCUUUAUUAGGCCAAUGGCAACACAAACCGAUUUUUUCUAUUACGAAACCAUUUUGAUAACCUUUCACA
Molecule: messenger RNA, 1601 nt
Organism: Glossina fuscipes
Lineage: Eukaryota; Metazoa; Arthropoda; Insecta; Diptera; Glossinidae
Product: adenosylhomocysteinase
Exons: 1
Coding region: 138-1436 (432 amino acids)
Biological process (GO): L-methionine cycle
Cellular component (GO): cytosol
Molecular function (GO): adenosylhomocysteinase activity
Source: RefSeq, a predicted model, not a curated record